Trichoderma atroviride IMI 206040 is the source of this 2517-nucleotide messenger RNA. Lineage: Eukaryota; Fungi; Ascomycota; Sordariomycetes; Hypocreales; Hypocreaceae. The record is from RefSeq and is a predicted model, not a curated record.
AUGUCUGAAGAACGUGUCAAUCACGUCACCUCCACUGACACCAGCGGUGUUUUUGAGCGCGACCUCCACGUCACCGAAGACGACUUGCUAGAGGCCAAGGAGCUCGCAGCAACAUAUACUCUUGAGGAAGUGCGCGAGCUUCUCAACACCUUUUACAAACUGCACUGGAGAGAUCCCAAUUUCCCCUUGGACGUUAUAGAGAGGAUCGAAGACUUUCUCACCAACGAUGGCAUCUUUGAUCAGCCCGAGAAACACGAGCAACAAAUCUCUGAAAUGAAGAUCCAAGCCGCCCUCAUCAUCACAAACUCCCCCUACGCAGAAGUCCGCAGCGUCGUCGACAACAAAGACGACCCGACAAUGCCCUGCUCCACCAUCCGAGCCUGGGUUCUGGGAAUCUUCUUCUCCGGCGCCAUCGCCUUCAUCAAUGGCUUCUUCGGCAUCCGCCAGCCCGCCAUCAGCGUCACGUCCAAUGUCCCCCAGCUGCUAGCAUACCCUCUGGGGAAACUGUGGGAAAAGACGCUGCCGGACGUGGGCAUCACGCUCUUUGGGACCCGCCAUAGCCUCAACCCGGGCCCCUUCAACAAGAAGGAACACAUGCUCAUUACGCUCAUGGCUAGUAUCGCAAAGAGCACGCCGUACACCCACUACAUUGUCUGGAUCCAGUUUCUGCCGCACUUCUUCAACCAGUCGUGGGCCAUCAACUUUGGCUACCAGAUCUUGAUUGCCCUGUCAAGCAACUUUAUCGGCUACAGUCUCGCUGGCAUCUGCCGAAGAUUCUUGGUGUACCCGUCCUAUUGUGUAUGGCCGCAGGCCCUCGUCACCAUUGCUCUAAACAGCGCUUUCCACAGCGAGGGCAAUGCACCAGCCCUAGGACCAUUCGGCAAGAUCUGGACAAUGUCGCGGUUCAAGUUCUUCUUCUACGCCUUCACGCUCAUGUUUGUCUAUUUCUGGUUCCCCAAUUACAUCUUUGCAGCGCUUGCGACCUUUAGCUGGAUGACCUGGAUCGCUCCAAACAACUCCAGGUUGACUUACCUCACGGGCUCAAACAACGGCCUGGGACUCAACCCCUUUCCCACUUUUGACUGGAACGUCCUGACGUACAACGUUGACCCUCUCAUGGUGCCGUUCUUCAGCACUUUCAACCUGUUCAUCGGCAUGUUCUUCUCCAUGUUCAUCGUCAUCGCCGUCUACUUUACAAACACGUACAACACCGCCUACCUGCCAAUCAACUCGAACAAGCCCUACGACCAUUUCGGCAACCGCUACAACGUCACCGCCAUCCUCGACGACCGCGGCAUCAUCGACAAUGCAAAAUACCAAGCCUACUCGCCUCCCUACCUCUCCGCCGGCAACAUCAUCAUCUACAUGUUCUUCUUCAGCGCCUACACCGCCGCCCUGACCUACGGCUUCCUCUACCACCGGCUCGAAAUCGCCAUGGGCUUCAAAGACCUCGUCAACAGCUUCCGCCCCUCCAAGCGGGACGAGGUCGAAAAGGGCCAGAUCCUCGACGUGCACAACCGUCUGAUGAAGAAGUACAGGGAAGUCCCCGAGUGGUGGUACAUGAUCGUCCUCGUCGUCAGCGUGGCCCUCGGCUGCGCCGCCAUCGCCCACUGGCCCACGCACACCAGCCCCGGCGUCGUCUUCUACGGCAUCGCCCUGUGCCUCAUCUUCAUGGUGCCCACGGGCAUCAUCUACGCCAUGACGGGCAUCGAAGUCUCGCUCAACGUGCUGGCCGAGUUCAUCGGCGGCUCCUUUGUCGAAGGCAACGCCCUCGCCAUGUGCUUCUUCAAGACGUACGGCUACGUCACCUGCUCACACGCCCUCUACUUCAGCAACGACCUCAAGCUCGCCCACUACACAAAGAUCCCGCCGCGCUUCACCUUCUUCGCGCAAAUGGUCCCCACGCUCGUCUCGACCUUUGUCUGCGUCGGCAUCGUCACCUACCAAGUCCACCUCGAGGGCGUCUGCACAAAGGACGCGCCCUUCAAGUUCGUCUGCCCCGGCGAAAACACCUUCUUCACCGCCGCCGUGCUCUGGGGCACCGUCGGCCCCAAGAAGAUCUGGGGCGUCGGCGGCCAGUACUCCGAGACGCUGCUCGGCUUCCCCCUGGGCGUCGCCGUCGUCGUCAUCUUCUGGCUCCUGGGCAAGUACUUCCCCAAGAGCCGCGUGCUUCGCAGCACACACCCCGUGGUCCUUCUAUUCGGCGGCCUUCAGUGGGCUCCGUACAACUUGACUUACAUGUGGCCCGCCGUGCCCGUCGCCGCGUUUUCAUGGGUCUACGUUAAGAAGCGAUAUUUAGCUUUAUGGUCAAAGUACAACUUUGUGUUAUCGGCCGCCUUCUCCGCCGGCAUCGCCAUCUCGGCCAUUAUCCAAUUCUUCGGCCUCACCUAUCACGGCAUCGCCCUCGACUGGUGGGGCAACAACGUUGUCGCUCAGGGAUGCGAGGCUGACGACUGCCUUCUCAAGACGCUGCCUGAAGGAAAGUUCUUUGGGCCUUCACCUGGCCAUUAUAAUUGA